CAUUGAGUACAGAGCUGCCUCGUUUCUCCGUUCAGCUAGUCAGAAAGUAGAACACUAGUCACGGCUAAGCGACGGGUUUGUAAGCUGUCAAUAUGGAAGAAGACACGGACGUUUCGUCAGUAGAAGACGACACGAACCAUGUUCUGUCCAUCGGCUCAACAUCUCGCGAUCUGCAGACGGCGUAUCUCAUCAUCAGUCUGGUGCUGUCUGUGGGAUGCGGCCUGCUGCUCAUCUUCUUGGUUUGGAAGAAAGAGUAUCUCCGAAAGCCCAGCCACUACCUGCGGUGUAACCUGGCGGUAGACGACAUCGUCUUCACCGGCUGCCUGGUUCCCGUCCGUGUCUACGCACUUUUCCGGCAGGACGCCAGCGGGGGACAGACGUGGUGCUCGGCUGAACUACUGUUAGUGCCCGCAGGCUUGUUAUCUAGGCAGUGUACAUACCUCAUGAUGGCAGUAGAUCUGUACUAUUUCGUGUGUCAUCCCCUACACUACCAUGACAAAGUCACGACCAACCGCGUGGUCCUGGGCAUCUUGGCGUUCAGGGCCUUCUCCUUCGUCGGCGGACUAGCGCCUGUGGCCUUGGGCGGACUGCCCGAAUACAACCUGCGUUGUGAGGCGGAGCCUGCGAACAGUACAUCCUUAUCUGCCAUCAUCAGAAGCAUGAUGUUACUAUUCUUUUUACUUGUUGUUCUCUCCGUCCUGAUCAUCUACUGGCGUAUCUUCAAGGAAGCCAGAAGGCAGCAGGAAAGGGACGAGAACCGUGACCUGUGGGUGUUCCAGACCAAGGCGUUCAAAGUGAUGGUGCCGCAUGCUAUCGUGUUGACUGCAUCCACAGCCACUCUCGGUUUCCGCGUAGCCAUGGCACGGGCUGUGAUCACAGAGGAACAGAUGUCCCUACGCGGCCUGAUGAUCGCUGAAAGCGCAGCCAUCGUCCUGUACUUGACGGUAUCGUCCGUGGCGGACCCCGUCAUCUACAGCUUCCGGCUGCCGGAGUUCCGCCGAGCCUUAAGGGAGCUGUGCGGAUUGCGGACCAACGCCAUCCCUCCGCCGGCAGCACCGGUACGGCGACAUCACCAGGGCGACGCGGAGACAGCAACGGGCACCGGUCCCGCGCGGCGCGGGGCACAAACCUCUUCAGUGGGCCUGAUCAUGGAGCACACGGCGGAGGACUUGCCUUCCGACCAGGCAGAAAAGCAGGCAACACAGGCAGACACGAUCCCCGGCGACACCGCCUCGGGGCGACCGUUCCGGCUGACAGUGAGGGCGGAGGUGCACGCCGAGCCGAGGCCACGUCCCGGACAGGAGGACGGGACGGUAAACCUCCCCGGGCAGGUACACACGGACGCCGAAGAAGAAGACGUCCCUACUCUAACUACUACUGCCCUACGGACGGCCACACCGACGAGCCAACAGCAGGACACACUUUGGACCACCCACCAUCGCGUCCGAAGUUGGCAUGGGAGUAAGAUACAAACCAGGGCAACAAAUAAAGACUAGUUCUGAAGACGAGACGGGACGUACGAAACAAAGAUACAGUGAAACGAAACAAGACUGUGGAAUAGAUGUGGACAAAUCAGGAACAGAAGCAUCCAAGGAC
Molecule: messenger RNA, 1596 nt
Organism: Branchiostoma belcheri (Belcher's lancelet)
Lineage: Eukaryota; Metazoa; Chordata; Leptocardii; Amphioxiformes; Branchiostomatidae
Product: olfactory receptor 6B2-like
Exons: 1
Coding region: 93-1496 (467 amino acids)
Biological process (GO): G protein-coupled receptor signaling pathway
Cellular component (GO): membrane
Molecular function (GO): G protein-coupled receptor activity
Source: RefSeq, a predicted model, not a curated record